Molecule: messenger RNA, 1440 nt
Organism: Cyclocybe aegerita
Lineage: Eukaryota; Fungi; Basidiomycota; Agaricomycetes; Agaricales; Hemipholiotaceae
Source: the annotation of a GenBank genome assembly
AUGUGCCCCCCUCCGCCAACAGUUGCCUUGAACCUUACUGGAUGGUUUGCAAAACCAAAACCGACACCUCUUCCGACUCCGAAGCAGCGGAGUGGAGAACGGUUGAAAGUGUUGCAUCUGUCAGACGUCCAUCUAGAUCCCAGAUAUGCAACUGGAGCCGAAGCUAACUGCAGUUCCGGCACGUGCUGUCGAGCCAACAAACCCAACCCCCUCAGUCCAAACUCUGCUCUUUUACCCGCUCCACGAUUCGGAGCUUAUCAUUGCGACACACCAUUAUCUCUGACUCUAUCUGGUCUUGAGGCGAUACCCGUUCUCACAGGCACUAAUGGCAGCGGAUUCGCUUGGACAUUGUACACUGGAGACAUGGUUUCCCAUGACCCCGACAAUCAGCUUUCGAGGCGUUACUCCAUUCUCUAUGGCCUAUUCAAACGCAUGCUUGGUAGCGGGCCUUUAUACGCUGCUUUGGGAAAUCAUGACAGUUACAACCAGGCUCAGGAUGCUCCACAUUCUCUUGGAGGAGCGCUUGCUCAGCAAUUCAGCUGGAACUACGACCAUGUUGCAAGCCUGUGGGAGCAUGAGCAAUGGCUCCCGCAGUCUGCGGUUCAGUUAGCACGCUCCCAUUAUUCGGCCUACAUGGUCAGACGCGCUGAUGGGCUGAGAGUCAUCUCUCUGAAUACCGACUUGUGGUAUCGGGCCAAUUACUUCAACUACAUUAACAUGACCAAUCCAGAUAAUUCCGGGAUGUUACGAUUCCUGACGGAUGAAUUACAAGAUGCGGAAGAUGCAGGCGAUCGAGUCUGGAUCAUGGGACACGUCCUUACAGGUUGGGACGGCACAAAUCCGUUGAGGAACCCCACCAAUCUCUUUUAUCAGAUUGUUGAUCGCUAUUCACCUCAUGUCAUCGCAAACAUCUUUUUUGGGCACACGCACGAGGAUCAAAUGAAUAUAUUCUACACGAACAAUGCCACUGAAAUGACAUCAGAGGCCGCGACAGCGGUUUCAUGGAUAGGCCCUUCGUUGACCCCUAAUAAUAACCUGAACUCGGGAUUCCGUGUGUACGAAGUCGAUUCUGCGACGUUCGAAAUUAUGGACGCGCAUACAUGGAAGAGUGAUGUCGAUUCGUUUCCUGCAUUGGAUCCUCAAGUCGAGUUCGGUCCGACUUACUCUUACGAAUACAACACGCGCGAGGCGUAUGGAGGCGGUAUUCGUGGAUGGAGUGCAGACGAUCCGCUUAACGCGACGUGGUGGCAUCUUGUCACCGAAGCCAUGGAAGCGGGUUCAAGUCUCGUCACGACUUUCAACACAUUUCAGGGCAAAAGUUCCGUUCAAACACCUCCAUGCGUCGGUGACUGCAUCGCAGCCAAAGUCUGCUACAUCAGAAGCGGUUCCGCCCCAAUCGCCAUGCAGAACUGCAAGCAAGGUUUUGGAUCGGUUCAAUAA